GUGUAGAGAUAUAUCCAAGUUGGCAAGGCAGGAUAUCUUUGUCAAAAGAAGGAAAGAGCAGAGCGGGAAAGGAGGAAGAGAAAGAGUUGAAAUAGAAGACUGACUGUUCCACAGAGUCAGUUUCAUACAGAAAGAGUGCGUGGAAUUACUGCGGGUAGAUAACUGGAUUUAAAACAUGACAAUUUGUUGAACAAAAGUCAGUAAUCUCAUAAGAGAAAUUAUAGACUGAAGUAAUCAUCUCAGUCAGUCAAGGAUUUGUCUAUACUUCUUUGAAUAAAAGGAUUUGUUUGAGUGAAAGAAAACUUUUAAAAGUUUUUCUACAAGAGGAAAGGUGGUUUUGAAGGGUGUGGACAAUCAGCUCGAUUGCUCUAAACCAAAAAAUAUCACACCUGCCAGACAGAUGAACGGCAAGAUGAGUCUUUCUCGUAAUGGGACCCUGGAGAAACCAGUCUCCCUCCAGCCUUCUAGUGAGCAGGGGGAGUCUGAAUCACCACAGCCCCGUCUCCAUCACACUGGUUCCAUCUCUUCGAGCAUGCCAGCAAAUGCAUCCAGCUCAGGGGUGGUUGUUCCUCCUCCAUACUCUAUAGCAGGCAGUGCAGCCAAUGAUCCUCCCAUGGAGUUGAGGGGCUCUUUGGACUGUUGGGCCUGCUCUGUUCUGGUGACAGCACAGAAUCUAAUCAUCGCCACUCUAAACAUGGGUCUGGCUGCAAUUAUCUUUGGCCUCAUCCUCUUGCCGUCACUUGUCAUGGUCGUUUUUGGCUUCCUUUGCCAUUCAACGGUUAAGCGCCAUGGCACUAACAUCUACUGUUCAGAUUUCUUGGAUGAUGGAGGCUGUGUGGCUUUGCUGGUGGUGGGCUUCCUGCUGCUGGCUCCACUGCUGGUUCUGGCCAUGGCUGCAUACUGCAGGAUGGCACGCCACCUCCAGCUGGGCCUGUGCUUCAUUCCCUACAGCCGUGCUGUCUACAAGAACCUGCCUGCAUCACAUCAUCGAGGCCUAAGGGGCUGCUGCAGCCAGCAGGGGGCAGGAGACAGUGAGGGAAAGGGUAGUGUGUGGGUUUAACAUAAAGCAAUAAUGAAAGAGCCUGUUGAAUUUAAUAUAAAUAACAAUAGCAAUAAUUACAUUAAUGUACAGAAAACGUAGUAGGCCUAAUGCCAUGACAAAUCAUGAGUAAAAUAAAAGCCACAUUCUCUGCAGUUUUUGUUCAACUUAAUUUGAAAAGUUUUCUUAAAAUGUAGCUUUCUUUUCCAUCUUUGUCUUUGCAGUUUUUCAGGCCUUUUGAACUGGAUCUGUACAGUGUUGUGAAAAGGGGAAAGUUUUUUUUUUUUUUUUUUUU
Myxocyprinus asiaticus (Chinese sucker) is the source of this 1334-nucleotide messenger RNA. It is a transcript of the gene tmem88a, whose product is annotated as transmembrane protein 88 a. Lineage: Eukaryota; Metazoa; Chordata; Actinopteri; Cypriniformes; Catostomidae. The coding region runs from base 401 to 1060 and encodes 219 amino acids. Gene Ontology annotation, cellular component: plasma membrane. The record is from RefSeq and is a predicted model, not a curated record. Gene Ontology annotation, molecular function: PDZ domain binding. The transcript is spliced from 3 exons.